AUGGAUGCGGCGGACAAGCGGAUGUUGGAUCGCGAGGCGCUCCGCAACAUGAUCCAGCAGUGGAACGCCAACAGACUGGACCUGUUUGAACUCAGCGAACCGAAUGAGAACUUGGAGUUCCACGGUGUGAUGCGUUUCUAUUUCCAAGAUUCGGGUCAGAAGAUAGCGACGAAGUGCAUCAGGGUCGCCUCCGACGCUACAGUUAGUGAUGUUAUAGAGACCCUGAUAGAGAAGUUCCGUCCGGACAUGCGCAUGUUGUCCCUCGGCUCGUACUCUCUGUGGGAGACUCACGGGCCGGAGGACGAGCGGCGUCUGGAGCCUCACGAGAAGCCGCUGCUGGUACAACUGAACUGGCACGCUGAUGACAGGGAGGGACGGUUCCUGCUCAAGUGUCUCACUAAUAGUGAUCUUCCUCUAUCAUCAGUCAACGAGAAGAGCGAUCAGAACUUCAAACGGAAAUUGUCAAAGAGAGAAAAGAAAGAAUUGAAGAAAAAAGAAAAGCUAUCAAGACUUAAAUCAGACACCAAUGAUGAAAAUAGACCCGUCGCUGAGAAAUUAUAUACAGAGCUUCCUGAAACGUCGUUCACUCGCAGCAUCAGUAACCCUGAAGCCGUCAUGAGACGUCGAAGACAACAGAAACUGGAGAGGAAGCUGCAGCAGUUCCGCUCCAAGGAUGGAGGACCUGAUACUGGUGGCACGUUAAAGAUCUACGGUUCGUCCCUUUGUCCGGACGUUCCAUACAAGACGUUGUUGUUAUCUGUUGGCGACACGGCGGCCGGAGUAGUCCGUGAGAUGCUCGACAAAUACGGUCUGUCGAGACACGACCCUCAGCAAUUCUGCAUCGUACAGGUGGAUGCAGCAGACAAUUCAGAAUACAUCUUAGAAGAUGACGAAUGUCCUCUCGCCAUCGUGAUGACACAUCAACACCGCAGUAAGUCAAUAUAUUGA
Molecule: messenger RNA, 948 nt
Organism: Danaus chrysippus (African queen)
Lineage: Eukaryota; Metazoa; Arthropoda; Insecta; Lepidoptera; Nymphalidae
Source: the annotation of a GenBank genome assembly